Molecule: messenger RNA, 2496 nt
Organism: Lasiosphaeria miniovina
Lineage: Eukaryota; Fungi; Ascomycota; Sordariomycetes; Sordariales; Lasiosphaeriaceae
Exons: 4
Coding region: 1-2496 (831 amino acids)
Source: RefSeq, a predicted model, not a curated record
AUGGCGGACCCCCCGACAGGCCAGCCGCCUAACCCCCCGCCGGACUCCCCGCCGAGCGACAAGACUAGUAGGAAGAGGAAGGAGCUCUCGUGGUCUGAUUUAGACGAGGAUGAGGACGAGUCUUGGGCUACCCCGGAGCAGCUUAUAGACUCACUUCCGCCACUCCAUGGAUACGCGUCGUCGUCGGCUCAGUCAGUCCCACCAAUCCCAGAACGAAGCCUCAAGCGUCGGCCUGGGUCAGGUGUUCCGCCUGAUUUUUCGGAGGAGGAUGAAAACCUUUCUGAGCCUAGUUCGGCCACCCAGUCGCGUUUCACAGAGCACUUUGAGUCGCAGCACCCCGGCCCACCAGCUGAAGGCGUCGACCGACGAGACCAUGCCGAGCAAAAUGAGUACGCCGCAGAAACCGCACACGUUGAACAUGUCGAGUAUCAUGAGUACAUCACAGAAGCCGCACACGGUGAACAUGCCGAGCACCAUGAGUACAUCACAGAAGCCGCGCACGUUGAACAUGCCGAGCACCAUGAGCACAUGACAGGAGUCGCACACGUCGAGCAUGCCGAGCACCAUGAGUACAUGACAGGAGCCGUACACGUCGAGCAUGCCGAGUAUGAGAUAGAUUGGGAGGACGAUAACGAUUACAUUGCGCGCUCGCCCCCGAGGCCACUCGGAUCGGGCUUGUUGGCCGAGGAUGGUGAUUAUAUCGACCUAGACCGUGGCUGUCGUUAUGAGGUUUGCUUGUACUCGCCGGACGACAUGCGCCGGCAAGACACUUACAAGAAAAACUUUGGCCUGGGAGACAGCGGUUCCGAGGACGAAGACGAGUCAGACACAUCGUCAACGGCUAGCAAGGGUAGCCUUUUCUAUGACGGUUCUUACGAGCCCAUCAUUCUACUCGAAUUCCGAGGCAACUCUUUUACCUACUACAGCUUCGUUAUGGUCACGACCAGAUGCCCUGCGCGAGCGCUCCGAAAGACAUACUGCGUGCACCAGAUGCUAUUGCAUGUCAGUUGGGUCAUGCAAAGCACCGACUUUGGCGUCUCCCCAGAGCGGCUUUUCAGAAUUGCCGAGAGCGUGAUGGAUACCGCCUGGAAGGUGAUGACUUUGGACGAGCGAGAACACACUUCGCAUCCCCUGACCGACGAGCUGAAGGUGUUUGCAUUACACCUCUCGAGGGCAGUAAUUGGGAGCGGUUACAUCAUGAAGGAGCCGUAUCGGAUGUUGGUAAAUCAGAUCACACCCCAGCUAGCUGCGCGCCUUGGACUGCGGCAUUGGUCCAAAGACGGUUGUUGGCCCAAUGGUGAGAAUCCAGGGGCUAGCUUAUCAUCCGUUUGGAGGGAUAACAACUAUCCGGUCAUCCUUGGGACUGAAGAGCCAAACGGUGAUUCCCGGGUCGACUUGGAUGAAGCUAACCAAGGCGUGAUUGAGCCAGAGCAAGAUGGCAACGCUGCAGUCGGACCAGAGGCUGACGACACCGUGACCGACACGGGGAAAGAUGACAAAGCUGUGGCCGGAUCAGAGGGGAACAGCAGCACCGUAACUGGACCAGGAGGGGAUAAAAAUGCCGUGACCGAGUCAGCGGAGGGCAUUAUUCAGCCGGAAGGUCAGCCUGAGCCUCAGAAACCGGACACUGAAACCGAGGAUAACGCGAAAAUAGAGCGUCCAGAUUGGAUGCCAAAGGGUGUCCCAGAGGACAAGAAUUAUCCGUGGGUACCGCAAUGGGGGGUCGACAAUAAUGCUGAGAAUCAGAAGGCUCACGCUGAAUCGUCGAAUCAAGCUGGGCCGUCAAAUCAGGUACCUGCGCCGACUCCCGACACCACCCCCGACCCGGCCCCUGCGCUACCACCUAAGCCGGUUGCCGAAAAUAUUGCGGAAGCGUCUGGGGCGGCUCCAAAGGCGCAGGCAAAAGAUCAGCUUGCUCCCAAGACCCAGCCAGAUAUCCAGCUAGCCCCCAUCGUGCAGUUAGAGAGCCAACCGGCCCCCGUCGUGCAGCCAGGAGACCAGUCGACUCCCGGAGAUCCGCCAGGAGACCAGUCGGCCCCAGGAGACCCGCCAGGGGAUCCACCGGCUACGUCGCCGCAGGGGAACGGGAAUCAACAGGGCCCUCCGGCGCGAAGAAAAUGGUAUAAACGGGUAUGCAGUUGCUGUUUUCCGGCAGAUGAUGAGGUUAUUCCGCAGGCUGUUCCACAGGCCGCUCUUGAUGCACAGACAGAUAAUCAGCCAGCCCCCGAGGCUCAAUCAGAGAACCAAGCUGCUCCAGGGGCUCAGCCCGGUGACCAGACAACCUCUGAGGUGCAGUCAGGGGACCAGUCAGCUCCAGCAGGCCAGCUAGGCGGCCAACCGGCUCCAGAGAACGAGAACCAACACGACCGUCCAGCGCUAAGGCUGUUCCAGAGGAUGCCCCAGAGGAUAUCCCAGAGGAUAUCCCAGGGGAAGGUCCUUUUUGGGACGAUGCCCCAGCGGAUGCCCCAGCGGAUGUCCCACAAGAUGUUCCAGUGA